AUGAGUUUUAACAUUUUAAAUAUUGCAGAUCGUGUGUUGGUUGACAAUUCAGUUGUUAGUCGAGAAAUGCACAGUCAUUUACCCUAUGCUAAUGCAACUUUUAAUCACUGUGAUGAAAUACGAUUGCCAAUCCAAACUCAAGAUAUAUCCACGCUACCUUCUGAGAGUUAUUUGUAUAUUGAAGGACGUUUAACGAAUGAUGGGAAAAAAAGUAAUACUUUGCACUUUGUUAAUUAUGGUUUGAUGCAUUUAUUUGAUGAAAUACGAUAUGAAAUUGGAGGCUGUGUAAUAGAUAGAGUGAGAAAUAUAGUCCAGAAAAUGAAACAAAAAAACUAUGAACCUUUAGGGUACAUUAAAAAAGAUGAUGAUGAUGAAACUACUGACUUUGAAACAAGUGAAAUCAAACAAUCGAUAUUGGACAACAUUGAAGUGGAUGAUAUAAAAGAACAGAUUAAAAAUUAUUCUGAAAAUCGAUUUGAAGAUAUUGCUAACCAAGCGCGUGCAGACUACUGGGAUCAAUAUGAUAUAUUACCUAGGAAAUAUAUUACAAAUAUGCAAGCUGAUGUUCUCAACAAAGAAUUUGAUGAUAAAUAUGGAAUUAGAUUUGAUGAAACAUCUGAAAAGCUACUAAUUGGGAAUUCUGAAAUAAAUUUAGAUGGUGCUAAUAUUAUUUUAAAAAAGAAAAGGGAAAUUGCUAUUUUAGAUCCUACUACAGAAAAGAUUAUACACAGACUGGUUGGUUUACCGGUAACAGAAGCAAUGGUAAAUAAAUCAUCUAUAACAUGUAUCGAACAACUGAUUGUGCAAAACCACGGUUUAAGUUGGCAAUCUUGGCAUUUUUGCGAUGAUCAGCUAAAAUAUGAAGAAAUUUCAAAAUUUUUACACAACAUGUUAGAUGAAACAAUAUUGGUAAAAAAUCGGGAAACAAAACAAUAUUUGGAACGAUUUAUGGAAAACCCCAUUGAUUGUAUAGAAGAUGAACCGAAUGUACUUUCAGAUGAGACUAUGAAACAUAUUUUUAAAUCUCACUCGUGUCUUCACCAUACCAAUGAAGAUUUACAAUGUGCUCUAACCAAUGUAUUUAAUAUUCAUUAUUGGUAUAAGUAUUGUAAAAAACUGAUGUGUUUAAAAACAUACGGGUUAGAUAGUUUGCAUUAUUUUACUUUACCAGGGUUAACGUUUGAUGCUAUGUUAAAAGUAACAAAUGUAGAAUUAGAACUUUUAACAGAUAUUGACAUGGUUUUGUUCUUUGAAAAGGCAAAACGAGGAGGAGUGUCACAAUGUAGUAAUAGAUAUGCAGAAGCCAACAAGAAAUACAUGGGGGAUAAAUAUAAUCCUAGUAAAAAUACCUCUUAUGUAAUCUACAUGGAUGUUAACAAUCUGUAUGGUGCGGGUAUGAGUUAUUAUGUUCCUUAUGGAGGAUUUGAAUGGAUACCCCUACAUGAAAUUUAUAAUUACAACAUAUUAAAUUGUCCCAAUGAUAGUGAAUACGGAUACAUGCUGGAAGUUGACAUUGAGUAUCCAAAAGAACUUUUUAAUUCCCACAAAGAUUUACCGUUGUGUCCAGAACAUAUAACUCCACCAACUUCUAAUUCUACCAUUAAAAAGCUCUUAACUACAUUGUAUGAUAAAAAAAAUAUUUCAAAAACCAUUGUAUACGACUUCCAUUAUAAUUAUGUUCAAAAGAAAUGUCAGGUUAAAGCCAAGUUAUUAUACACUGACACAGAUAGUUUAAUAUAUCAGUUUUUUGUUGAUGAUAUAUAUGCUCAUAUUAAAGAGGAUAUUCAUAAGUUUGAUACAUCAGAGAACACUGAAAAUAAUGUCUAUAACAUUCCCUUACGGAAUAAAAAAGUACUAGGUCUAAUGAAAGAUGAAAACAAAGGUCAAAUCAUGACACACUUUAUAGAAUUAAGAUCAAAAAUGUACACCAUGAAAAUUUUAAAUCAGACUGAGGAAAUUAAAAAGGCUAAAGGAAUAACAAAAUCUGCAUUAAAGACACUGUCCUAUGAGGAUUAUUACGAAAGUUUAUUUAAAAAACCAUUGUAG
Diabrotica balteata is the source of this 2046-nucleotide messenger RNA. The record is from the annotation of a GenBank genome assembly. Lineage: Eukaryota; Metazoa; Arthropoda; Insecta; Coleoptera; Chrysomelidae.